CACUCUUUUCCCCUCCCCGCCUGCCCGCCUGCUCACUACUUCUCACGACGAGAGCAGGCUCCCACUUUGCGCCGCCGCAUCGCGAGCAGCUCUUUUUCGCCCGAAGCGCGCGGGGCGCCCCCGCGAGCUUUGCGGAUGCUGCUGCUAGGGGUGGUGGGAGCAGCCGUGGGACGCGUGGCCGGGAGCGGGGGUGACAGCCUAGGAUUCCGGGGGCUUCUCUUCCUUGUCCUCCUCCUCUCUCUAGUCCUCCGCGGCUGACACUAAAGACUUUGUAGCCAUCAACCCGAGUGCAGUUUCGAUGGAAAAUGAAGGUUGCACGUUUUCAAAAAAUACCUAAUGGUGAAAAUGAGACAAUGAUUCCUGUAUUGACAUCAAAAAAAGCAAGUGAAUUACCAGUCAGUGAAGUUACAAGCAUUCUCCAAGCUGAUCUUCAGAAUGGUCUAAACAAAAGUGAAGUUAGUCAUAGGCGAGCCUUCCAUGGUUGGAAUGAGUUUGAUAUCAGUGAAGAUGAGCCACUAUGGAAGAAGUAUAUUUCUCAGUUUAAAAAUCCCCUUAUUAUGCUGCUUCUGGCUUCUGCAGUCAUCAGUGUUUUAAUGCAUCAGUUUGAUGAUGCCGUCAGUAUCACUGUGGCAAUACUUAUUGUUGUUACAGUUGCCUUUGUUCAGGAAUAUCGUUCAGAAAAAUCUCUUGAAGAAUUGAGUAAACUUGUGCCACCAGAAUGUCAUUGUGUACGUGAAGGAAAACUGGAGCAUACACUUGCCCGAGAUUUGGUUCCAGGUGAUACAGUUUGCCUUUCUGUUGGGGACAGAGUUCCUGCUGACUUACGCUUGUUUGAGGCUGUGGAUCUUUCCAUUGAUGAAUCCAGCUUGACAGGAGAGACAACACCUUGUUCUAAGGUGACUGCUCCUCAGCCAGCUGCAACUAAUGGAGACCUCGCAUCAAGAAGUAACAUUGCCUUCAUGGGAACGUUGGUCAGAUGUGGCAAAGCAAAGGGUAUUGUCAUUGGAACAGGGGAGAAUUCUGAAUUUGGGGAGGUUUUUAAAAUGAUGCAAGCAGAAGAAGCACCAAAAACUCCUCUGCAGAAGAGCAUGGACCUCUUAGGAAAACAACUCUCAUUUUACUCCUUUGGUAUAAUAGGUAUCAUCAUGUUGGUUGGCUGGUUACUAGGAAAAGAUAUCCUGGAAAUGUUUACUAUUAGUGUAAGUUUGGCUGUAGCAGCGAUUCCUGAAGGACUUCCCAUUGUGGUCACAGUGACGCUAGCCCUUGGCGUUAUGAGAAUGGUGAAGAAAAGGGCCAUUGUGAAAAAACUGCCUAUUGUUGAAACUCUGGGCUGCUGUAAUGUGAUUUGUUCAGAUAAAACUGGAACACUGACGAAGAAUGAAAUGACUGUUACUCACAUAUUUACUUCAGAUGGUCAGCAUGCUGAGGUUACUGGAGUUGGCUAUAAUCAGUUUGGGGAAGUGAUUGUUGACGGUGAUGUUGUUCAUGGAUUCUAUAACCCAGGUGUUAGCAGAAUUGUUGAGGCGGGCUGUGUGUGCAAUGAUGCUGUAAUUAGAAACGACACUUUAAUGGGAAAGCCAACAGAGGGGGCCUUAAUUGCUCUUGCAAUGAAGAUGGGUCUUGAUGGACUUCAACAGGACUAUAUCAGAAAAGCUGAAUACCCUUUUAGCUCUGAGCAAAAGUGGAUGGCUGUUAAGUGUGUACAUCGAACACAGCAGGACAGACCAGAGAUUUGUUUUAUGAAAGGUGCUUAUGAACAGGUGAUUAAGUACUGUACUACAUACCACAGCAAAGGACAAACUUUGUCACUUACCCAGCAGCAGAGAGAUAUGUACCAACAAGAGAAGGCACGAAUGGGCUCAGCAGGACUCAGAGUUCUUGCUUUAGCUUCUGGUCCUGAACUGGGACAGCUGACAUUUCUUGGCUUGGUAGGAAUCAUUGAUCCUCCUCGAACUGGUGUGAAAGAAGCUGUUACAACACUUAUUGCCUCAGGAGUAUCAAUAAAAAUGAUUACUGGCGAUUCACAGGAGACUGCAGUUGCAAUCGCCAGUCGUCUGGGUUUGUAUUCCAAAAAUUCCCAGUCAGUCUCUGGAGAAGAAAUAGAUGUAAUGGAUGUCCAGCAGCUUUCACAGUUAGUACCAAAGGUUGCAGUAUUUUACAGAGCAAGCCCAAGGCACAAGAUGAAAAUUAUUAAGUCUUUACAGAAGAAUGGUUCAGUUGUAGCCAUGACAGGAGAUGGCGUAAAUGAUGCAGUUGCCUUAAAGGCUGCAGAUAUUGGAGUCGCAAUGGGCCAGACUGGUACAGAUGUUUGCAAAGAGGCAGCAGACAUGAUCCUGGUGGAUGAUGAUUUCCAAACUAUAAUGUCUGCAAUUGAAGAGGGUAAAGGGAUUUAUAAUAACAUUAAAAAUUUUGUUAGAUUCCAACUGAGCACGAGUAUAGCAGCAUUAACUUUAAUCUCAUUGGCUACAUUAAUGAACUUUCCUAAUCCUCUCAAUGCCAUGCAGAUUUUGUGGAUCAAUAUUAUUAUGGAUGGACCUCCAGCUCAAAGCCUGGGAGUAGAACCAGUGGAUAAAGAUGUCAUUCGUAAACCACCUCGUAACUGGAAGGACAGCAUUUUGACUAAAAACUUGAUACUUAAAAUACUUGUUUCGUCCAUAAUCAUUGUUUGUGGGACUUUAUUUGUCUUCUGGCGUGAGCUACGUGACAACGUGAUAACACCUCGAGACACAACAAUGACCUUCACCUGCUUUGUGUUUUUUGACAUGUUUAAUGCACUAAGUUCCAGAUCCCAGACCAAGUCUGUGUUUGAGAUUGGACUCUGCAGUAAUAAAAUGUUUUGCUAUGCAGUUCUCGGCUCCAUUAUGGGACAGUUACUGGUUAUUUACUUUCCUCCACUUCAGAAAGUUUUUCAGACUGAGAGCCUAAGUGUAUUGGAUCUGUUGUUUCUUUUGGGUCUCACCUCAUCAGUGUGCAUAGUGGCAGAAAUUAUAAAGAAGGUUGAAAGGAGCAGGGAAAAGAUCGUCCAGAAGCAUGUUAGUUCAACAUCAUCGUCCUUUCUUGAAGUAUGAUGCAUAUUGCAUUCUUUUAUUUGCAAACUAGGAAUUGCAGUCUGAGGAUCAUUUAAAGGGCAAAUUCAAGAGGAUAAUGAAGAUUUGGGAACUUUUUAAACUUUUCAUUGACUAAAAAUGAACAUUAAUGUUAAAGACUUGAUUGGAGACUUUAACCUGCUGGCAGUCCAAAUGAAAUUAUGCAACUUUAAUAACAUAAUCUUUGAUUUAAAUUGGCUUUCGUGAUUGAGUGGAACUUGAUAAAGCCUAUGGGCAGUUAUUUAAUUAAAAAAAAAAAAAAAAAAAAGGCAAAACCUGAACCACCGUCUGCACUUAAAGAGGUCUAACAGUACAAAUACACUAUCUAUCUUAGAUACAUACAAAAUUUUUUUUAUUUUUAAAUAUUGUACUAUUUAUGGUGGUGGGGCUUUCUUACUAAUACACAAAUUUAAUCACUUCAAAGGCAUUCUGUUUGGUUUAAAAGUUGAUUCCCAGGAGUGCCAUAUUUCAGCUACUGUAUUUCUUUUUUCCUAUAAUGUAAGCAGCUCAGAUACCUUCUGCACCAUUUUUGUAUCUCAUGUUUUUUGCACAGGAUGUGACCACUGUCAGAUCACUGUUCUUUUGUGAUUGAAAAGCCUAUACUGCAAUUUGAAGUAAAUGUUUGUUUGCUUUUUCUUAGUUAAGUGUAAA
Nycticebus coucang (slow loris) is the source of this 3737-nucleotide messenger RNA. RefSeq names its product ATPase secretory pathway Ca2+ transporting 1 (gene ATP2C1). The record is from RefSeq and is a predicted model, not a curated record. The transcript has 28 exons. Bases 306 to 3068 code for a protein of 920 amino acids. Gene Ontology annotation, molecular function: P-type calcium transporter activity; ATP hydrolysis activity; ATP binding. Gene Ontology annotation, cellular component: endoplasmic reticulum; Golgi membrane; plasma membrane. Gene Ontology annotation, biological process: intracellular calcium ion homeostasis; calcium ion transmembrane transport; manganese ion transport. NCBI's taxonomy places the organism in Eukaryota, Metazoa, Chordata, Mammalia, Primates, Lorisidae.